This is a messenger RNA of Lotus japonicus, 759 nucleotides long. RefSeq lists its product as uncharacterized. The record is from RefSeq and is a predicted model, not a curated record. The transcript has 4 exons. Gene Ontology annotation, biological process: DNA repair; telomere maintenance. The coding region runs from base 1 to 759 and encodes 252 amino acids. Lineage: Eukaryota; Viridiplantae; Streptophyta; Magnoliopsida; Fabales; Fabaceae. Gene Ontology annotation, molecular function: DNA helicase activity.
AUGCUGAACAAUCACUGUUUUGAAGCUCUAGACAUAACUUUAAAUGACAAUAUGAAUACGCAAGCAACUUUUGGCCAUGAUAAACAUUUUGGAGGACAAGUAGUUGUUGUGGGGGGAGACUUUAGGCAGAUUCUUCCAGUCAUUUUGAAAGGAAGUAGAUCUGACAUCAUUUCUUCUGCUGUGAAUUCAUUCUACCUAUGGAAGUAUUUUAAGCCAAUCGGUGACGAUGAUUCUAAUAUAGAGAUUCCCUCUGAUUUGUUGGUAAGGGAGUCUAAUAAUCCUUUACUUGAAUUAGUAAAUUUUACUUAUCCCGAUGUUGUUGCUAAUUUGAAAAACCAUGCAUAUUUUGAACAAAGAGCACUCCUUGCACCUACUCUUGAAAGUAUUGAAGAGGUUAACAACUUCAUGCUGUCUAUGAUUCCUGGAGAGGAAACAAAAUAUUUGAGUUAUGAUACUCCGUGUAGAUCAGAUGAAGAUUCUGAUAUAGAUGCAGAAUGGUUCACUUCUAAAUUCCUAAAUGAUGUUAAAUGCUCUGGUAUUCCAAACCACCGAAUUGUAUUAAAAGUUGGGGUUCCUCUCAUGUUGAUUCGAAAUUUAGAUCAGUCUGCUGGAUUGUGUAAUGGCACUAGAUUGAUGGUUACUGCUUUGACGUCGUAUAUUAUUGUUGCUACCGCUCUAUCAGGUACAAAAUCAGGUACAAUGGAUUUUAAUUCAAUGAGGGAGAACAAGCAACAACUGGGAUACUUUUGGUUCAAUUGA